AUGAAAGGCCUAACAGCAUUCGUCCUAGUCGCCCUCUUAAUGGGCAGACUUGACACCACUUCUGCAACUCCUACUUUUGAGCAAGUUUUCCACCCCCUUCCCCCAGAUUUAGUGAUCAACGACGGCAAUACCCACGGAGUGAAGCUUUCUGUCGGUUUACCUUUCUCCUCUUCUUCUGGCGAUGCUGGAGUUAGGGGUCAUGUUGGAGCAAGUGCCGAUCCCUCCGUCUCCGCUUCUGGAUCUGCCGGUGGUGCGCCAGCCAAAGAUUGCCUGGAGAACCUGCCAGGUAUCGGCAAUCUUUUCUCGGCUUCCGCUGGUUUCACGACUUCGCCAUCUGGAGAUUCCUCUUCUGGAUAUGAUAAGGAUGCGGAUUCGGCGAAAGGUGAUGAUGGGAUCGAAGAUUCAGCUCCUGUUGCUAGUGCUUCUGGUGGAGAUGGAGGUAGUGGUGGCGAUUCUGGUUCUGGUGGUUCUGGAGGUGCUGGAGGUGCUGGAGGUGCUGGCGGCGCAGGCGGUGCAGGUGGUGCUGGAGGAUCCGAAGACCACUGCAACGAAUGCGAGACCAACCCUUCCUCUUCUCAGCCAUCCCCUCUUUCUUGCGCUGAUGGAAAGGGUGGAUCGGGUUGUCCUGACUCUUCUUCCACUCCUCCUUCUCCUUCGGGUGGUAGUGGCGGAGACGAAGGGUGCGAGUCGAAGGGUGACUCCGGCUCUUCCAGCUCCCCUGGCUCCCCUGGCUCCCCUAGUGGACUGGAAGGCUACGGUGCAGAUGGAGGUGAUGGUAGCAGCACUCCUUCUCCCUCUCCCCUUGCUUCCAGUACAGGUGGAGAGCACUGUGAAACGUGCGAAAGUGACCACUCUUCUUCCUCCUCCCCAGACGACAACACCAGCCCUUCCACUGGCAGUGGCGGAGCUACGACGGGUGGCGACGCCGAGGCUUGUGCGGACAAAGACAAAGAUGCUUCUUCUUCGCCCCCUUACGGCGUGUCUUCCGGCAACACUCCUUCGCCGAGUGGCGGUGACAGCUCUUUGCCUGACUCACCCUCCUCACCCCCUUCUGGUGGUGAGAAGGAAUGCGACGAGGACAAGGAUACGGGCGCAUCUACCCCUGGUGGCGGUAUCUCCUCUGGCAAUACCCCUAUCUCUCCUCCCACUCCUUCCUCAGGCAGUGAAAAAGAGUGUGACGAGGACAAGGAUAGCGGUUCAGACUCCGGCUCGCCCAUGCCUUCCUCACCUUCUCCCACAUCUCCUGAAAGUGGAGAGGAAUGCGAGGACAAAGACAAGGGCUCGUCCGCUCCUCCUGGCGGCAUCUCUUCUGGUAACAUCCCUUCCUCACCAUCCUCUCCCACCGGCGGCAAAGGCGACAAAGAGUGCGAUGAAGACAAGGGCUCCGGUUCUUCUCUUCCUCCUGGCGGCAUCUCUUCUGGUAACAUCCCUUCCUCACCAUCCUCUCCCACCGGCGGCGAAGGCGACAAAGAGUGCGAUGAAGACAAGGGCACCGGUUCUUCUCUUCCUCCUGGCGGCAUCUCUUCUGGUAACAUCCCUUCCUCACCAUCCUCUCCCACUGGCGGCGAAGGCGACAAAGAGUGCGAUGAAGACAAGGGCUCCGGUUCUUCUCUUCCUCCUGGCGGCAUCUCUUCUGGUAACAUCCCUUCCUCACCAUCCUCUCCCACUGGCGGCGAAGGCGACAAAGAAUGCGAUGAAGACAAGGGCUCCGGUUCUUCUCUUCCUCCUGGCGGCAUUUCUUCGGGUAACACCCCUUCCACUCCUUCGCCUGAAGAUGAGAGUGAGAGCGGUUCAACUCCCCCUUCUCCCUCAUCGCCUCCAUUUGGUGGCAUUUCUUCGGGUAACACACCUUCGCCCGAAGGUGAGAGCGAGAGCAGUUCAACUCCCCCUUCUCCCUCAUCGCCUCCAUCUGGUGGCGAAGGUGAGAAGGAAUGUGAUGAGGACAAAGAUAAGGGCUCAUCUGUUCCUUCUGGAGGCAUUCCUUCCGGUCGCACAUCUUAUUCUUCGCCUCCUUCGGGUGGUGAGGAGUUUGAUGAAGACAAGGACAGGGGUUCAUCUGUUCCUCGUUCCGACUCCUGCUCAGGUGGCCCAGAAUGCAGUACCACCGACACCCCCGAACAAACUCACCCCUCCUCCCCCAGCGGCGGCACCUGCGGCCCCACAGCUCCCUACAGUGACAUCUUCAAAACCUGGUUCCCUCCUUCCUCUUCCCCCGGUAUCUCAUCCGGUGGACCCAGCGCUGCUCCCCUUUCCUCCUCCGGUUCUUCCUCUUCCCCCGGUAUCUCAUCCGGUGGACCCAGCGCUGCUCCCCUUUCCUCCUCCGGUUCUUCCUCUUCCCCCGGUAUCUCAUCCGGUGGACCCAGCGCUGCUCCCUUUUCCUCCUCCGAUUCUUCCUCACCUAGCGCUGACUCAGAUUGCACCCCUCAAUCUUGCCCAGCGGAGAAGAAAGCCACCCUCGAGUUUGCACCUUGUGAUUUCGCUGCGUUGUUCACCCAGAUGAAAAUCACUUCUGAACAACUAGCUACUUUCGGAGCCGGAUUACAGGGGUUGAUGGCUUCCCAAAAAGUAACUUAUACAGUUGAUGGGAAGAGAGUUAAUGCGAAAGAAUUGGAGAAAGUGUUGGAUGUUGGGAUUAAGCGUGCCUUUGGGGCCGCGGCUGGUGGCACUGGGGGACUGGUAGGAGGUGAGAUUGGGGGAAAGGGGGCAAAUAGGUUCAUGUACAAAGUGAAGCGCAACUCUAGGUGGUUCUAA
Molecule: messenger RNA, 2751 nt
Organism: Ustilago hordei
Lineage: Eukaryota; Fungi; Basidiomycota; Ustilaginomycetes; Ustilaginales; Ustilaginaceae
Exons: 2
Coding region: 1-2751 (916 amino acids)
Source: RefSeq, a predicted model, not a curated record